Molecule: messenger RNA, 6254 nt
Organism: Cyprinodon tularosa
Lineage: Eukaryota; Metazoa; Chordata; Actinopteri; Cyprinodontiformes; Cyprinodontidae
Product: protein FAM126B-like
Exons: 13
Coding region: 646-2469 (607 amino acids)
Biological process (GO): phosphatidylinositol phosphate biosynthetic process; protein localization to plasma membrane
Cellular component (GO): plasma membrane
Source: RefSeq, a predicted model, not a curated record
UGCUCUGUCUUUCAGCACCAUUGCAGUGUGGAGAGAUCAUUCGAAGCUCGGAGACACAGGGAUCAUUGGGAGGAAAAGUACCCGACCUGAGAGUGACCGCCUUAAGCAAACAGCCCCUCUGCCUCCUUAUUAAUGUGUUACGGCGCCUUUACCAUUCUGCUGCCCAAGUGAGUAUUCAUUUACCCUCAAGGUGAGGAAAAAGCAGACAAUUUCUCAGGUAGACAGUCAGUCAGUCAGUGAAUGAGGGCUUUGCUGGUGACUUGGAACAUCAUCAGCACUGUAUUGGAUGUUAACCCGCAGCGAGCCAGGAGGCUUCCUCCGCGUCAGGUUGAGCCAGGACGGCUAACAGGAGACCGGAUGCUCCCGGGGGGUUGGAGCCCGGCUGCCGACAGUCUGCUUCAGUUAACCGAACCUCGGCCUGGUCACGACUGAUGAAAAGCGGGGAUGUCCAGCAGCUGCCGACAAGAAGAGGCAUGCUAACGGUAUGCGAGCCGAGCUAAGGCAGCUAACGCUGGGGUUCAGGCUCAGGUGACCUUCAGAGAGUGACAGAUGUGUGCCACUGAGAACAACCAUUUGCAUCUCCCUGUGGAGAUUUGAGUUCUGGGACGCUCGGCAGGCUUCCAGGAGGGGGGGUCUCCGAGAAAGAUGUUGGGUUCAGAGCGAGGAGUUGUGGAAGAAUGGCUCUCCGAAUUCAAGUCCUUACCAGAAACCCGCAUCCCCAGCUAUGCGGGCAGCCUGCAUCUAAAGAAGUCUCUGGUACCAGCGCUCUACAGAGUCAUCCAGGACCCCAACAACGAGCUCCUGGAACCCGUGUGUCACCAGCUCUUUGAGUUGUACCGGAGCUCUGAGGACCGCCUGCGACGUUUCACCCUGCAGUUCCUACCUGAACUUGUGUGGGUUUACCUGCGCGUCACUGCCAGUAGGGAUCGCCAGAGCAAUGGCUGCAUUGAGGCCCUCCUCUUGGGUAUCUAUAAUCUGGAAAUCGUCGACAAAGACGGCAACAGCAAGCUUCUUUCCUUCACAAUCCCAUCUCUGUCCAAACCAUCAGUAUAUCAUGAGCCUUCUAGUCUGGGGUCCAUGGCUCUAACUGAGGGAGCGCUCUGUCAGCAUGACCUGAUCAGAGUGGUUUACAGCGGCCUGCACCCUCAGAGAGAAACCUUCACAGCACAGAACAGGUUUGAGGUGUUGUGUUUCCUUAUGCUCUGCUACAAUGCUGCUGUGGUCUACAUGCCCCUUUCCUCCUACCAGUCUGUCUGCCGGAUGAGCUCAAGGGUGUGUGUGUGCGGCUUCCCUCGUCAGCAACAGAAGCUCUGGAGAGAACCCUGCAACCGGGUCCUGCUGGACCCAGAGUUCAUGGUGCAGAUGCUCACUGCCGUUUACCACGCUAUAUACAAUGGAGAGUGGGAGAUGGGCCAAGAAGCUCUGGAGGACAUCGUAUACAGAGCCCAGCUAGAGCUCUAUUCCCAGCCUCUCCUGCUGGGGAACGCCAUGAAGAACUCGCUGCCAGAAAGCGCUCCAGAAACACAGCGGGGACGCAAGGUGCUUCAGGUAGAGGUGACGCCAACCAUCAGCCGUAUAUCCAUCUCAGCAAUCACCACAGCUUCCAUACGGCGCCACCGCUGGAAGAGAGAGGAUUGUUUUGACUACUCAACCGAUGCAGAGUUGAGCCUCGCCAUCAGUCCUCCUAGCCUCGUCCAGCACCACCUCCACGACCCUCCCAGGGAAACUGCAGCUAAAGAGGAUAGAGGAGGGCGGCAUCACAGCCACCACAACGGCGGCAGCAGCAUCAUCCCCCCCAUCACACUCGAGGAUGCUGACGGCAUGAGCGGAGGCGAGGAUUCCUUCAACAUCAACGAUCCGGACGAAGGUUUCUCCUCUGGAGCUUCCAACAGCAGCCAGCCCAGCGGCACAAAGACCGGUGGCAGCUUGGGGCAGAGGGGCAGCCUGAACAGCAGCAGCAGCAGCUUCAAGAAAGCCAUCACAGCUCGGCUGUCCAGGGACAAGGAGAAGGAUCGGGAGAAGGAAAGGGAGAGAGACCGGGAGGUGGAGAAACAGGUGGAACUGUGUGCGGAUCAGCAGGCCGCAGGGACGAAGCCUCGCCAGAGGCAGCAGUCCCCCCCAGGAAGCAUCAAGCUGGACGCUAUCCACCUGAGCCCCAUAAAGAAACACCUGAGCUUCCCUGCAGGGCACCCGCUGGUGCGGACUGGAAGCACCUCCUCCAGCAAAUCCUUUGACUGCAUGAACCUGAACUUGAACGGAGGCGAGGACGAGAGAGAGGAGGCAGCAGGAGGCUCUGACAAGGAGACAGGGCCCUUACUGGGGGGUUCCCUCCGCCAUUCCACCGUCAGCCUGCAGGAGGAGCACCUCAACAGGCCGGAGGAGUCCCAGGCCCUCCUGUCUCCUGGAGCUCCUCUCACCAAGCAGUCACGCUCGCCCAGCUUCAACAUGCAGAUCAUAUCGCAGGUCUAGAGACAUGUUUAGUCACAACCCAAAUCAGACAGCACUCUGGUCAGUUUCUGUUAAGGCAGAGGGUAAACAAAGAUCUCCAGAUCUCUGGAGCUUUGUUUCUCCUCUUCCAACAUCAAGAAAGUUGGUUAGUUUCUGAGAAAACAUGGAAAGAUGUUGACGACUUUUCAAUCACUGUAACUUCACUCCCUCCAGACAAGCUGAGCAUUCCACAUACAAGCUAUCCCCAACUGGGAGGUAAUAAAAAGAAAAAAUAUUGCAGAUGUAAAGCCUCAUAAUGUUUCAGAUUAUUUGAGUUCCUGACUGAAUCAGUCAAUCAGCAAUAACACGUCGCUCAUGGGUAGAAAAGAGGGAAUCUUUCCCCCUUCUCGUCGCCCUUUCAUUCCGGGGCUCUUGUGCAAUCAUUCUUGCUGAUUUCAAUCAUAAAUGGAUUUAAUGAAUCUCAUUUCUGUUCAUUUUUUAAAUCAGUUUAAACAAACACAUUUUUAAGAUUGUUCUUGAACCAAACUGGAAUGUGGUUUUAAAAGUUGUCUUGAACUUUUAACUGGAAAAAUCGGAAGAAAUCAUUCCUGUGCAGCUACGCAAGCAGAGACUGUAGUCUUGUGACUUCAUUUUACUUUUGAUCUGAAUCCUGCAGGUUUUGUGUGCGACACUAAAGACAGCGACUGUAUCUUUUCAGUUGGUUUUUACGGUUUCAUCUGAAAGGGGCCGCUUUCCUUUCUAAGAGUUGUGGCUCAUAUUCCGGUUAUUUGCUGCCCCCUGGAGGCUUGUAGCAGUCACUGCGUUGCAUCGUCACAAGCAUUAUCUUUUUUUUUGUUCUACCUCAUUGUGUGCUGAAAUACACGUCUGCCAGUCAGAUGGAGGAUUUUUUUCCAAUGGUUUCUCAUUUCAACUAAAUGUUUGUAAUCAUGAGGAUUUUUGACUGAAUAUCUUUCUGUUCCAAGUUCAGCUGCAAUAUAGGCCAGUUAUUUCAGGUGUUUCCUUUGAUUAUUUUAUUGUAAUUCCUCUUUUUUUCUUUCUCUCUUUUUUAUUUUAAGUGCAAUUGUUUUUUCUUUUCUUUUUUGGAUCCUUGUGCAUGGAGUUCUUCUCUGCUGUAAAAUGCCUGCAUCUGCGCACAGUGCUUCUCUAGCCUUGUGUAGUGCUUCCUGUCCAAGCGGAGUGAUUUCUAUUGCUUUUUCUUAACCUGCCGUCUUGUCUCUGCAUGUGUAUUGCCCUGCAAAGCGCCGCUGUUUCAGAUGCAUGAAGCAGGCCCGGCGAGCCAAACCCCAAUCUUGUCCUCUUCUUAGCCAGAUGUGCCAUUACGCACCCUUCCCUGUGGGAUAUAUAUAUAUAUAAAUAUAUAUAUAUAUAUAUAUAUAUAUAUAUAUAUAUAUAUAUAUAUAUAUAUAUAUAUAUAUAUAUAUAUAUAUGGUGUCUUAUGUAAAAUGCCUGAUUGUUUUCUGUUUACUGGUCUUAUUUUAAAGUUUGGGUUCAGAGAGUUGACUCGGCGUGCCCCUAGAUGCAGCUUCACCUUUAUCCUUUUAGUUUUUUUAUUGUUAUAUUUAGAAUAUCAGACAUUUGUCUGUGUCUGUCAUUACCAAUAUGGCUUUGCAAAGGUGUUUUUCGUCCUUGAGCUUUUUUUUCCCAUGUUUUGUAUCAUUACAGACUCAUUGAUCUGUGUAUAAAGGUGAAAUGGAAGCAAAACCAAACUGUUUUCAAAAAUCCUUACGGUAAAAUUUCUUAAAUUAGUAUGAAUCUGAAUUUAGUCCCUGCCUUAGUUGGUACUUUUUUAAUCUUGUACCAUCUUGAUGCUGUUAACUGUUGCAAAUAUGAAGAUCUAUGUGCAUAGAAGCUACAUGCAUCUAAAGACUGGAAGUUUUUCGAUCUUGAUCGGGUAGAACAGAGAGCGUCUGUUAAGAGAUGUUUUUAUAUCAUGUGCCCCCAUCCCCCAUUCUAACAGAUCUUCAGCUGAAGGUAAUAAUUUCCAUAGCAUGACACUGCCACCACCAUGUCUCACUUUCAGGGUCAUGUAGCCUCACACAUUGGUUUGCACAUCAGAGCACUACCUAUCACAAGCUGGAAAUAGGACUUUAUAGGUCUAACUAUGUGAAAUUAAUCACUAAAAGGUGCUGACAGAUUCCCACACCUGAGCUGUGAAUCUCUGCAGAUCCGUUGUGGGAGCUUCUUGUGACAAAUGUUAAACGACCUGAAGCCUUCACUGGCCAGCUUUAUCCAGGUUGAUAUUAAAUUAAAUAGAUUAGGCACAAAUGAGCUGACAGAGUCUGAAAAACCUGUUUGGUUUUCCUUUCACUUCAUGACUACUGCUCUACCUUUUGUUGAUCUGUCACCUGAAAUCUUUCUAAUGAUUAAAGUUUGUGGUUUUUUAAAAGCGAAAAAGCUCAAGGAGUGCGACGGUUCUGCAAGGAGGUGUAUAUCUGCUGUGUUGCGUCUCUGCAAGCUGCCGCUCAGCUCCAGACAGGUUAUUGUAUAUAAAUCUCUCACAUGGACGCUCCUGGUGUGCUUGAAGCCCUCACAGCUGCUCUUCCUCUGUGUGCGCCGUUCCCCCACAGAGCGCAUUCAGCUCUGGACUGUUCUUAUGGAAGAACAGGACACUGUGCUUUUCUCCUGCGUCGAUAAGUUGUACCCCCUCGUGGCGUGUGACCCUCCCCACAUUCCCAUUUCUUGCUGUAUUUUCGCCGUGCGUCCAGUGGCACCUUUAUGCUGUUUUUAAAAAACCGGUGAUGUGUUCUCGUCUUUCAAGGAGUGCCGAGGUUUACCCACAGUCAUGUCGGGGCUGUGUGUUGACUUAGAGUAACAAAUAUCCCUCAGUGUGUGGUGUUAUUUGCAUGUGAUCAGGGAGGGAAAUGAACACCAGCUCAGGACUGUCAAUAAAAUCCAUAAGCUUCAAUAAGUCCAGGUGCAUCUCCAAUAAAAACCUCCUUUCUGUGUUAAAAAAGACUAUUUAGUUUAUUGACCAGUCGCUAUUGCUGGAUGACAAAGUUCAUUUUCCUCCCUGCAUGUGGUAACUGUGGGCUUUGUGUUCAUACAGUUAAAUGCACUUUAACCCAUCCACCUCUCUGAAGAUAGUUAUUGAGAUGAAAUAUAUAGAUGUGCAAAACGUGUAUACACUCAGUGCAGGGUUGUAGUCUCUUUAAAGUAGUAGUUUUAUGGGAUUCCUCAUCGAGCGAAAGGCUAUUUUGGUUUAAGUCUAAGAGUACAGUUAUUUAUUAUAUAUUUUUUUGUUUCAAAACCAAAAAAAGUUAAAAAUAAAAGUUGGUGGGUUUGGAAGGUCUCAGGAGUCUCUAGAAGAAAAAACAAAAAGCCACAAUUAAAAAAAUAAAAAGCAGCACCAAAAUUUCUGUUCUUGACGUCAGAAUUUAUUCUAUGCAACAUUUUCCCCCUUUUCCUCAGUUAUCCGUUAUUUUUAUUUAUUUAAAUUUUUUUUUGGUGUGUUGGCUCUCCCUGAUCUGUAUCAUGUAAGCAAAGAAGCUAUGGAGGACCAUCCCUGCAGAGAGAAAGGCGCAGCCGGACGGCUGCUGGCGUGUCGGGCCUUUCAGUCUGCCUGCUGCUCUGGUCAGCGUGUAAAACGAUUGGUUGUAACGGAUCGUGAACAGACGCUUCGGUGAAAGCUGCUGAAACACUGUAGUAAUUAUGAUGUAGAAAUUGAGAGAAAAAUGAUAAGACUUAUUUUGAAAAAAAAUCUUGUAAAUACAAAAAAUGUAUAAAGGUGAAAGCAAGAUAAAUAUAAAGAUAAGUCAUAUAGACUGAGAUGAACCUGUAUAUUGUUGAAUAAAUAUUGUGCUGUAAAA